AUGCAUCCCCAUCUCCAUACCAAGAACGCCCUGGCCUGCGAAGAUGUCAUCGCCGUCCUCGAGGAGUGCCACGCCAAGGGCUUCAUGCACAAGGCCGUGGGCAGCUGCAACGAUGCGAAGGAGAAGGUGAACCAGUGCUUGCGCAUUGAGCGAUCCAAGAUUCAAGCCGAAAACCGAAACGCCGCCCGGGCGAAGCGAGACAAGAUCAAGGACGCCCAGAAGGAGCUGGGACUAUGA
Molecule: messenger RNA, 237 nt
Organism: Ilyonectria robusta
Lineage: Eukaryota; Fungi; Ascomycota; Sordariomycetes; Hypocreales; Nectriaceae
Product: cytochrome c oxidase biogenesis protein Cmc1-like protein
Exons: 2
Coding region: 1-237 (78 amino acids)
Source: RefSeq, a predicted model, not a curated record